Phlebotomus argentipes is the source of this 394-nucleotide messenger RNA. RefSeq lists its product as uncharacterized. Bases 33 to 362 code for a protein of 109 amino acids. Lineage: Eukaryota; Metazoa; Arthropoda; Insecta; Diptera; Psychodidae. The transcript is spliced from 3 exons. The record is from RefSeq and is a predicted model, not a curated record.
AUUUUCCAGUGGUGACACUAAAGAGACUCACCAUGAAAGCCGCACUGUGUUUAGUCGCUCUCAUUUCGGCUGCAUACGCAAUUCCUGUGCUCCAGGAAAAGGAUGUGCCCAAGGAGACAGUAGUGAAGUUAAGUCCAGUUGAAGGAGUCGAGGAUCACGCCGGCGAAGAGGGAGCUGACUUGCAACCUGCCCAGAACUUCUACGGUGGCUACGGAGGAGGCUAUGGAGGUUGGGGUGGUUUUGGGGGAGGCGGCUGGGGUUGGAAUGGUGGCUAUGGAGGAUAUGGAGGAUAUGGCGGUUAUAGACAUGGCUGGGGAGGAGGUGACAGAAGUGUGAGCAUUUCCAUCUCCAACGAAUACUAAGUCUUAUGACCAGAACUAAUUAGAACCUAUUG